CUUAGGAUCGCAAUCAUCGGUGCAGGCAUUGCUGGUCUUGCAACUACAAUCGCACUCCAAAAACAUAAAGGCAUCGAUGUACAACUCUACGAAAGAGCUUCCGAACUCCGGGAGAUAGGUGCCAGUAUAGCCUUGGGACCAAAUGGCAUGAAGACUUUAGAAAGGCUAGGUGUCCGUGAAGCACUUUCCGAUGAACUUGCAUUUCGAAACGAGUCUGGCUUUCCCAUGGUAUAUCGGCAUUGGAAGACAAAUGAAGUAAUAUCGGUGGACGAACAUCAUGGCGACAUUGCCUAUCGACAUCGCACGAGUAGAUUCUAUCGAGCACAUUUGCAACAAGCUUUGGCAGCGCAUGUUGAUCCAGAAAGAAUCCAUCUCAAUAGAAAAUUUGUAGCUCUCGCUGAAGUCCAGGGGACAGGAGAAGUCCUCAUCUCCUUCGCAAACGGUUCCACAACUUCCGCAGACAUCGUCCUGGGCGCAGACGGCAUCCACUCGGCAGUCCGACAGUCCUUCGUCCCAAAAUCUCAACCAAAAUGGACAGGCUGGGUAGCCUUCCGAUCCAUCUUCUCCGCCGACCUCGUCUCCCACAUUCCCGGAGUCCUCGACGGCGCCUGUUUCUGGUGGAGUCAGAAUCGGACAUUUUUCUCCUCGAAACUCGGCAAGAAUCUCUUCACCAUCGUGGGCGGAAACUACAGCGAUCCUGACGCGCCCGACGCUCUGUACAAAACAUCGACAUGGAACUCUGAAGGCGACUUGAAAGUCCUCAAAGACUUUUAUCAAGACUGGCAUCCGACCAUCAGACAAAUGAUCGACGCUUCGCCGUAUACGAGAAUGUAUCCCAACACUUUCGCUCCUGCGCUCGAUACCUGGCUUCACGGAAAUUGCAGCAAUGUGACAUACGCUGGUGACGCAGCUCACGCGCACGGAGGGGCUUUUGCUGCAGGAGGAUCUUUGGCGUUGGAUGAUGCUUGGGCUUUUUCGCGGGCGGUUUUUCACGUUUACCCUCCUACCAGUACAGAGAAGCCGUCGAGAAAGGAGAUUACGACGGCUUUGAAAAUUUAUGAGAGGACGAGAAAGCCGCAUGCGGAUCGCGUGUUGGCGACUGUGUAUGCGAAUAAUCGGAAAGCUGUGGAGAGACUUGGGCGGGAUGAGAGUGAUGAAGAGCUGAAGACUAGGAUGAGGAAUCGGAUGGAUCCGUUUUGGAUUCAUGAGCAUGAUGUUGAGGCGAGUUUUGAAAGAGUUGUGGAAGAGAUGGAGGGU
Pseudocercospora fijiensis CIRAD86 is the source of this 1257-nucleotide messenger RNA. RefSeq lists its product as uncharacterized. The annotation marks the transcript as partial. Gene Ontology annotation, biological process: secondary metabolite biosynthetic process. The transcript is spliced from 2 exons. The record is from RefSeq and is a predicted model, not a curated record. Gene Ontology annotation, molecular function: FAD binding. Lineage: Eukaryota; Fungi; Ascomycota; Dothideomycetes; Mycosphaerellales; Mycosphaerellaceae.